AUGGCUGAUGUGACGGCCGAGGCAGCAGGGGCCUCCUCCGCCCAGGGCGCGCUCAGCCCUAGGGUAAGCCAGGGGCCCUGUCCAAGGCCCGAAGGGGUGAGAGGAGGUGAGGCAGCCAUGCCGGGCGGUGGCCCCAGCGAGAGGAUGACCUGGCCAGGGCCGGCCCUGCCCUCGGCCGUCACAACCCGCCCUUUCUCCUCAGCCGCGGCACCCAUCCCGCCCCUCACCAGGACCCGCAGCCUCAUGGCCAUGUCCCUGCCUGGGAGCCGAAGGCCCUCCACAGGAUCUCGCAGCCGGGGGCUGUAUGGACGAAAUGGGCUGGCCGUGUUCUCUCAAUGUUCACCAUCCUCUGACACCCAGCUUGGGCCUCCACCUCUUCUUCCUGCCUCCAGGCGUACCUCACCCCCCGUGAGCAUGCGGGAUACCUAUGGUACCUCCUCACUCAGCAGCAGCAGCAACUCUGGCUCCUAUAAGGGCAGUGACAGCAGCCCCACACCAAGGCGCUCGAUGAAGUACACCUUGUGCAGCGAUAAUCAUGGCAUCAAGCCCCCCACUCCAGAGCAGUACCUGACGCCCCUGCAGCAAAAGGAAGUCUGCAUCCGGCACCUGAGGGCUCGGCUAAAAGACACGCAGGAUCGUCUCCAAGACAGGGAUUCGGAGAUUGAUGACCUGAAGAGCCAGCUGUCCCGGAUGCAAGAGGACUGGAUCGAGGAGGAAUGCCACCGGGUGGAGGCCCAGCUGGCUCUCAAGGAGGCCCGCAAGGAGAUCCGGCAGCUCAAGCAGGUGAUCGACACGGUCAAGAAUAACCUCAUAGACAAAGACAAGGGGCUGCAGAAGUACUUUGUGGACAUCAACAUCCAGAACAAGAAGCUGGAGACCUUGUUGCACAGCAUGGAGGUGGCCCAGAACGGGACGGUGAAGGAGGACGGGGCGGGCGGCUCCUCGGGGGGCUCUCCUGCCCGCUCCCUGACCCGAAGCUCCACCUACACCAAGCUGAGCGACCAGGCCCCCGGCGACCGCAACGCCGGAGACCUGCAGAGCGCGUCUACCGAAGAGGUGGGCGAUAGCGGCUUCGCGGCGGCCGAUGACACGCUGAGCCGGACCGAACUGUUGGAGGCGAGCAGCCUGCUCUCUUCCGGGGUGGACUGUGGCCCGGAUGAAGCCUCGCUCCAGAGCUCCUUUACCUUGGGCUCCCGCCUCCCAACCAGCUCCACCUAUGAGAAGCUGCUGGGGGGCAGCGGGGGCGGGGGGGUGGAGGCGGGCGUGCAGGCCAGCUGCAUGCAAGAGCGGGCCAUUCAGACGGACUUUGUGCAUUACCAGCCCGACCUAGACACUAUCCUGGAGAAAGUAAUGAAGGCCCAGACCUGCGGCCUGGCCAGCCCGGGGCCUAGCCCUGCCUGGGCCCCGGGCCCCGACACAGAGGAUGGAGGGGCUGGCGUAGAGAUGCCCUCAGGCUUUCCCGGGCCCAUGGACCUGAUACCAGCGGACCCUAAUUCGGCCGUGGUGGUGACGGUCGGAGAGGAGCCAGCGGUGGCCCCAGUGACCCAUGGCCCUACCCCGCACGUGCCCAACCUGAACCCGUCGGUGAGCAUCGCCUGCCCCGUGGAUGAAGAGGCUGGCGAGGUCGCAGCGGAGCCCAAAAGCUAUUGGAGCCGCCACUUCAUUGUGGAUCUGCUUGCGGUGGUGGUCCCGGCGGUGCCAACAGUGGCCUGGCUGUGCCGCUCCCAGCGGCGCCAAGGCCAGCCCAUAUACAAUAUCAGCUCCCUGCUUCGGGGAUGCUGCACCGUGGCCUUGCACUCCAUCCGCAAGAUUAGCUGUCGAUCUGUGGGCACUUCCGGGCCUGUAGGUACCGGGGGCAGCUCCCAGCUGUGA
This is a messenger RNA of Gracilinanus agilis (Agile Gracile Mouse Opossum), 1872 nucleotides long. RefSeq names its product syntaphilin (gene SNPH). NCBI's taxonomy places the organism in Eukaryota, Metazoa, Chordata, Mammalia, Didelphimorphia, Didelphidae. The transcript is spliced from 5 exons. The record is from RefSeq and is a predicted model, not a curated record. Bases 1 to 1872 code for a protein of 623 amino acids. Gene Ontology annotation, cellular component: mitochondrion; cytoplasmic microtubule. Gene Ontology annotation, biological process: neuron differentiation.